AUGACCGACGCUCUGCUGCCCGCGGCCCCCCAGCCGCUGGAGAAGGAGGGCGACGGCUACUUUCGGAAGGGUUGCAAUCCCCUCGCACAGACUGGCCGGAGCAAACUGCAGAAUCAGAGGGCUGCCUUGAACCAGCAGAUCCUGAAAGCCGUGCGGAUGAGAACGGGAGCGGAGAACCUUCUGAAAGCAGCCACAAACCAAAAGGUACGGGAGCAGGUGCGUCUGGAACUGAGCUUCUUGAACUCAGACCUACAAAUGCUGAAGGAAGAGCUGGAGGGGCUCAACAUCUCGGUGGGAGUCUAUCAGAGCACAGAGGAGGCAUUUACGAUUCCCCUGAUUCCACUUGGCCUGAAGGAAACCAAGGACGUUGACUUUUCAGUGGUUCUCAAGGAUUUUAUUCUGGAACAUUACAGUGAAGAUAGCUACCUCUAUGAAGAUGAAAUAGCAGAUCUUAUGGAUCUGAGACAAGCCUGUCGCACGCCCAGCCGAGAUGAGGCUGGGGUCGAGCUGCUGAUGAGUUACUUCAUCCAGCUGGGGUUUGUUGAGAGCCGAUUCUUCCCACCCACCCGACAGAUGGGGAUCCUGUUUACCUGGUAUGACUCCCUCACGGGGGUUCCGGUUAGCCAACAGAACUUGCUGCUGGAGAAGGCCAGCAUUCUGUUUAACAUUGGAGCCGUCUACACACAGAUCGGGACCCGGUGCAAUCGACAGACAGAAGCUGGGCUGCAGAGCGCAGUGGAUGCCUUUCAGAGAGCCGCAGGGGUUUUAAACUACCUGAAAGAGACGUUUACUCACACUCCAAGUUACGACAUGAGUCCCGCUAUGCUCAGUGUGCUGGUCAAAAUGAUGCUCGCGCAAGCCCAAGAAAGCAUGUUUGAGAAAAUGUGCCUUUCUGGGAUCCAGAACGAGUUCUUCAUACUGGUGAAGGUGGCUCAGGAGGCUGCCAAGGUGGGAGAGGUCUAUCGGCAGCUGCACACGGCCAUGAACCAGGAGCCAGUGAAGGAGAACAUCCCAUACUCCUGGGCCAGCUUGGCCUGCGUGAAGGCGCACCACUAUGAAGCCCUGGCCCACUACUUCACAGCCACCCUCCUCAUCGACCACCAGUUGAAGCCUGGCACAGAUGAGGACCACCAGGAGAAGUGCCUGUCCCAGCUCUACGACCACAUGCCAGAGGGGAUGACGCCCUUGGCCACCCUGAAAAACGUUCACCAGCGCCGGCAGCUGGGCAAGUCCCAUCUGUGCCGAGCUGUCACCCAUCACGAGGAGUCCGUGAGGGAGGCCAGCCUGUGCAAGAAACUCCGGAACAUCGAGGUGCUGCAGGAGGUGCUGUCUGCGGCACACCAGCGAUCCCGGCUCAAGUACACCCAGCUCCGUGAGGACUAUGACCUGCUGAGCUUGACUGAGGUUCCCGACAUCAUCUCUAAAACUGAGCGAGAGGUUGAAAUUAUACCGCCACAGUUCUCCAAGGUGACAGUAACGGACUUCUUCCAGAAGCUGGGCCCUUUAUCUGUGUUUUCGGCUAAUAAGAGAUGGACGCCUCCUCGAAGCAUUCACUUCACUGCAGAAGAAGGAGACUUGGGGUUCACCCUGAGAGGAAACUCCCCAGUUCAAGUCCACUUCCUGGAUCCAUACUGCUCUGCUACGGUAGCAGGAGCCAAGGAAGGGGAUUAUAUUGUUUCCAUUCAAGACGUGGAUUGUAAGUGGCUGACCGUGAGUGAGGUUAUGAAGCUGCUGAAGAGCUUUGGUCAGAACGACAUUGAGAUGAAGGUCGUGAGCCUCCUGGAUGCCACGUCGUCCAUGCAUAGCAAAUGUGCCACAUACUCUGUGGGAAUGCAGAAAACUUACUCCAUGAUCUGCUUAGCCAUAGAUGAUGAUGAUAAAACUGAUAAAACCAAGAAAAUCUCGAAAAAGCUGUCCUUUUUGAGUUGGAGCACCAACAAGAACAGACAGAAGUCGGCAAGCACCUUGUGCCUCCCAUCAGUUGGGGUCAGGGUUGCGGGGCCUCCGGUCAAGAAGAAGCUCCCCUCUCCGUUCAGCCUUCUCACCUCCGACAGUUCUUUGUACUAACGUGAGGAAACAAAAGCGUUUCCCAUGCUGACUGGGCCUUCGUA
Mesoplodon densirostris (Blainville's beaked whale) is the source of this 2111-nucleotide messenger RNA. RefSeq names its product rhophilin Rho GTPase binding protein 2 (gene RHPN2). NCBI's taxonomy places the organism in Eukaryota, Metazoa, Chordata, Mammalia, Artiodactyla, Ziphiidae. Bases 1 to 2067 code for a protein of 688 amino acids. Gene Ontology annotation, molecular function: protein binding. The record is from RefSeq and is a predicted model, not a curated record. Gene Ontology annotation, biological process: negative regulation of stress fiber assembly; signal transduction. The transcript has 15 exons.